Molecule: messenger RNA, 4282 nt
Organism: Macroventuria anomochaeta
Lineage: Eukaryota; Fungi; Ascomycota; Dothideomycetes; Pleosporales; Didymellaceae
Exons: 4
Coding region: 108-3821 (1237 amino acids)
Source: RefSeq, a predicted model, not a curated record
GCCUUGGUUUCUGCAGCCAUAUACUAAUCUCGUGAUAUCUUCAAAAGAACACAAGCCAAGCUCCUUCCUUUCAAUCCCUGGAGCGAUCACACAAACACAAUCUCACCAUGGAGAAGAUCAAGAACCUCCUUCACCCUCACGGCAGUGACAAGGACCGUGAGACCGCCGGCGGUGUUACUCACGACAACAAGGGCACAACUGGCACAGCUGCGCAGUCGCGCACAGGUACCUCUGGAACUACGUCUGCAACUACUACAUCUGGGCACCAGGCCACACCCAUCUAUGACCAGAUGACUGGACAUGGCAACACAUCCUCCACAACUGGCGAGACUCUCAGAUUCUCCAACAGCCCCAAUGUCGGCGCUGGCACUGGUACCGGCACCUCCACAUCGACUGGUCUCGGUGAGGAGAGGCAUGCCGGCCAUGUUGGUACCGAUGGGCCAAUUGGCGGUGCUCGUGUAGCUGGCACACCUGGCGACACCUCUCACCUUGGAGACAGCUCUCGUCAUGGCGACAAUUCGCGCCCACAGGUUAGCAGUGGCGCCUACGACGGUAACAGCGAGGCAAGCAUCAAGUCUGGCGUGAUUGGCUUCGCACCAGGCAGUGGUGGUCAGGGUCAUGCUGCAUUGCCCAGCAACAGCUCUGCUGAGGACAGACUUGAUCGCAACCAGGUUGUCGGUCAGGGAAACACUGGCACAAACACUGGCUCUGGGCUCAGAAAUGAGACUACCCACGAGCAACCGGGCACAUUCCCUGUUUCAUCAGGUACUGGUAACCACAGCAGCUCUACUCAACAACCGCAUGCCUCCAGCCGCACCAACGAUACUGACCGCUCAUUCCCUCUAUCUGGAGGUGUCACAUCAGGACACCACGACCACAGCUCCACCAGUCAUGGUACCCACGACACUCACGGAACUCACAGUCUGAACACCAACGAACGUGAGCUUGGUACCAAGGAGCGCGAGCUCGCUGGCGGUGAUCACCAUGGCCGUGAAGGCCUGGCUGGCGCUGCUGUGACUGCUGCAGACACAGCUGCCGCUGCACAUAGCCAUCAUAAUGAAGACCGUGAUCCCCAAGUGGGCACCUUCAGUGACCGAGUCGCGUCGCCUACGGGACACUCUCACCUGACUUCAAGCGUCCGAGAGCACAACAUUCACCCCGAUGCUCUGCAUGCGGCAGGUGCGCGCCCUCUGAACGAGUCAAAUGAGCCUGGCCAUGGACCUCCAAACGAGACUCCUCAUAUCAACACUGGCACUCUUCUCGACUAUGAGAAGGCUUUCGGCAGCGAUCCGCACACGAAACACACGGGACUUCUGGACUACCGUCCGCAGGCCCACAGAACAGGCACAAGCCCUCACAUUCCUGGCGAGUUCCCUGGCGCAACUCCUGAGAACGAGCGACCCACGCCCAUCCUUGGAGGCGCAGGUACGACGUCAGGAACUACCUCAACUGGCGCUUCGACCUCUCUCGACCCCCGCCACCCUGGAUCUCUUAACGAUCCUUCCUCGAGGUCCACCGAGUCAUCUGGUCACCAUCUUGGACGCGACGCAGCGAUCGCUGGUGGAGUAGGCGCUGCAGGUCUGGGCGCAGCCACUCACCACAAACAUGAGACUAUAUCCUCCGGCAGCGGCAACCUAUACGACGAGAAGAACCCUUACAGCUCCAAAACUCUUGAUCCUCGCGUCACUGGCGGCGAGGCUCGUCUUGAUGAUCAUAUAUUGGAUCCUUCAGCAACUUUGUCCGCAUCCAGGUCUCAGCCUCUUUCCGGCUCAUCUGCACCUUUCCCCCCACCCAAGGCAGAAGAGGGACAGCACCACUACGGCCGUGAUGCUGCUAUUGGUGGAGGUGCUCUUGGUGCAGGCGCUCUUGUUGGCAGUGCCCUCUCUGGUGACAGGCACCAUGACGCUACCUUACGGGACUCCUCAUCUCUGCCCGCCACCCAGCACACAUCUGGCACCACUAACCCAAGCACUGUCGGCACUACGUCGACCCCACACCAGUUGCCGUCCACCUCAGCAAGUACCUCGAGCCAACCCACAGGCACCCACGGCGAGCCUCAGCCUCAGCACCACUAUGGACGUGACGCAGGCCUCACCGGAGCUGGAGCUGCUGCUGCAAGCGGUCUGGCAUACUCUGGUUCCCAUGAUCAGCCUACUGGUCAGCGCACUGUCGGCUCCACUACUGAAGAUCCUGCUUCGAAGACUAUCGGACCUCACAAGAGCAACAUUGCUAACAUCCUCGACCCUCGCGUGCAGCCCGAUCCGGCGAAACAGAAAGACCACACCACAACCGGCCCUCACCAGUCUGAUACCUUUAACCGUGCCGAUCCCCGGGUUGACGACAAGGCUGGCCAGCACCACUACGGCCGAGACGCUGCAGUCGCUGGAGGCGCUGGAGCUGCAGGCUAUGGUGCGUACGAAGCCGCUAAGGCUUAUGGUGAUCACCGUAGCACACAGCCAGGAGCUUCGAUGCAGGAGCAACGAUACGAUCCCACUGCUGCUGGUGCUCGUGCGUCUAACCCUGUUCCUGCGACUUCCGAGUACAACUACCACAACCCUGACGUCGCCGCUCUCGCAAGUGCGACCGGUGCCGGCGCUCCGGGACACCACAGCUCAACUCACGGCCAGACUCAGCAGCCCUACACUACAGCCCAGUUGGCCCAGUCAGUCAGUUCCCAGCCGCCUCAAGCCUACAAGGCCCCUGAAAUCGAUAACAGCGAUCUUGGUCCCAGGGACAAUAGCUCACGCAACGCUGCUCUCGGCGCUGGAGCUGGUCUAGCUGGAGCCACCGCUGCAGGAUACGGAUUGUCACACCACAAUGACAAGACCCAGCACACCUUUACCCCCGGAGCUUCCACUCAGCCAGGCUCCUCUUCGCUGCCCCAGCCGACCGGUUCUUUGAACCAGGGACAGCAGUACCCUUACAACACGGACCCCAGCCAGUCUCACACCAGCCGCGAUGCUGAUCUUGCGGGCGGUGCUGGUACUGCAGCUGGUGCCGGAGCUGGCUACGCCUAUGGUCAGCGCACCCAACCCCAGUUCGACCCUAAGGAGCAAGAGAGGCUCGACAAGGAGACUGCUAAGCACCAGCAUGACCUUGAGAACAAGCACGAUAAGGAGGUCCACAAGCUCGAGAAGAAGCACGAAAAGGACCUGAAGAAGCACGAGAAGGAGGCUGCUCACCACGACGAGAAGGAGAAGAGCGGCGGCCUCUUGGGUUUCCUGCACCGCAGCAAGUCCAAGAAGGAGCCUAGCCCAGAGUCUACUCCUCGCCGCUCCGAUGAGCACCACUACGGUCAUGAUGCCGCUGUUGCUGGCGGUGUAGGUGCUGGUGCUUCUGGUCUUGUAGAGCAUGAACGCGAUGAUAAGUUUGGUCACGGCUCCGGCUACAAGGGCAAGAACCUCCUGCACAAGGACCCUCCUGCCGGUCACCCAGCAAACGAGGCUCUUCACACCAACAAUCGUGUUGGUGUCGAUGGACCUAUUGGCACUACUCGCACUGAGACCACUGGCCGCACAGGCGAGCACCACUACGGCCGUGACGCUGCCAUCGGCGGCGGCGCCCUUGGUGCUGGCGGUCUUGCCGCACACGAGCUCCACGACAAGCGCACUGAUCCUACCUCUACCACCGUGGGCUACACCGAAACUGGUCUUGCUGGCUCUCAGCAGGCCACUAUCCCUGGCAACGCCACCUCUGGCUCUGCUGUCGGAAACCGUGACCAGCACACCCCCGCCCACAACGCCUUCACUGGCGGUAAGCGCGAGCACAUCGGUGUCGACGGCCCCAUUGGCGACCCAAACAUGAUUUCUGGUGACCGGUAAGCUCCCCUUUUCCCAAAUUCUUACAUACCGCACAACGACUAACAUUAUCCAGCCAAACUGGCAAGGGCGUCUACGGCGCACACCCCGUCGAAGACCUCGCCGAAGACCGCACCGUCAUCGAGCCUCGCACCGGUCUUCCCAUGAACGUUGGCCGCUACGGCGACGGUGCUGGCGGUACUGACGGCGGGCCAAUUGGUCAUCACCACCAUGAGACUGUCCCCGGACAAGUUCAGCCUGGUAUUGCGGAUACUGAGCACGCGACGACGAACUGGGAGGAUAUCAAUAAGAAGAAUACUAUUUACUGAGUGAUAAUAAAAAGUGGAUGAAUGAGGGGGAUAUGAAUUGAGUGGAUGUGGAAAGGUUAAAUGAUUGAAAUGGUUACGAUCACUACAUAUACCUUUGCGAUUGAAUCGCUGCUAUUGACUGCUAAUGUCUGAAUGAACAUAUUUACUACAUACUAG